CCCUCGAACAUGUGGAAAAGGCCUUUUCCUGGUGUUCCUGCUUCAAAAUCACAUUGCCACUGGCACCUACCCCAGUGUUCCCCUAUUCGACGCUGUCUUACACACCAGUCCUCAGCCGCUCACGUGGUUUUACGUACAGAGACUAGAGCCAGCGACUAGCGCGGGCCGCUUACCAAAGCUACACGUUUCCGCAGGAGCGUUAACGUGACUGCAUUUCCCCGCGAACUGCCAUGGACAUUCGAAUUCAAGCUCUUCUACUUUAUCUCCUCACCUCUCCGUGUCUCUCCCACGCUUCGCGCCCAUGGCGAUCGGCGGGCUCGAUCACCCCGUCAGUACAAGCCGCGACGUCAGGCUCGGAUUCCGAGCCGCUCGGUCUCGACGACCUUCGCCCGGAUCCCACCGGCUCCGUCGUCGAGUCAGUUGCGACGGCGCUUUCGGCGUGGGAUGACGACGACAAUAACCUCAGCGGCAUGGCGGGCGACAGCGUGGCGGCAGCGGCGGCGGCGGCGGCGGGCGGAGCUCGUCUUGAUUCGAAUGGCCCUGUGACGGAAGGCUGGAGCGAAGACGGAGGGUUGGAGGCGGACGAUGACAGCUCGAACGUGGUUGUAGCGGGACAGAACAGCGUCGUUACUUUUAGCGAAGGUGUUCUUGUAGCGGAUGAGACCCCCACGGCUGUAGCGGAGGGCGAGCCGGCAGGUGACGACGUGGGGGAACGCGACAAUGUGGCUGUAGCGGGGCAAAAUUCUGUCGUGCUUCUCGCGGAGGAAGCCCGAGCCGGCACAACAGACACAGCAAUCGAUAGCGCCGCGGACAUGCGCAGCCAGUCAGCAGACGUGGCGGAGAACUUACUGACUGUAGCCGCGGCGGAAGUGGCGGCGGAGGGGCCUGCCAAAGAGGCGUCCGCGGAAGAAGUCCCCGAGGGGGGUGCAAAAGAGGCGGCGGCGGAAGAGGCUGCGGAGGGGCAGGACAUUGCGGCGGAGGUGGAAGCGGCGGCGGAAGAAGCAGCCGCUGUAGCUGCUGAGGCUGCGGCUGUAGCCGCAGCUGACGUGGAGAAAUCUGAUGCUUACGCGGAAACUUCUGUAGCAGCAGAAGCUGAGUCGGCAGAGGCAGAGACGGCAAAGGGGGAGACGACAGAGGCGAGGACGGCAGAGGCAGGGGCGGCAAAAGCGGAGACGGCAGAGGCGGAGACCGAGCAAAACCCAGGUUGGAAUUCUGACACACAACAAUUCGAAUUUGACGGCCAAGCGACUGACGCACCCCCCAGCGGCAGUGACAGCGGAACCGGUAUUUCUGACGGCGACGGUGAGGAGGGUACCGCCGUUGUGAGGACUCUGGACGAUGGGCCGACGGCAGAGGAGAUCUUACCAGAGGCGUUGGAAGGAUCUGAAGCAGACACCGGGGGGUUGUCCGCGCAGUAAAGGCUGGGGUGGGUUUUUGGGUCGACUCAAACGGGUAGCGCUGCUGCGAGGAUUCUAAACGGCAGAAGAGAUUUUACCGGAGGAGUCGGAGGGUUCUGAAGCAGAGACGGGGUUGUCCGUGGCGAAGGGGCUGGGGUGGGUUUUUGAGUCGACUCAAGCAUGUAUGGCUGCUGUGAGGAGAUGAGAGGAGGGGCUGACGGCAGGAGACCCUAUCCUACCCGACGAAAUUGAGGGUUCUGAACUGAAGCAAGGACGGGAUUGUUCGCGCACUAAACGCUGGGGUGAGGGAACAACCACAGCGAAUAAACGAAGGGGAUGUUUUUAUUCGUUACGUUACCCUUCGGAGGGCCAAAGUUCUGAAUCUUCAGAAUUGUGGAGAUACCUUAAGGAACACGCAUUUUUCCUGAUUUUUAAUAAUGAGUAGCAUGUUUACAAUAUGUUGUAAGCAAUUGUUUACAUAG
Closterium sp. NIES-67 is the source of this 1879-nucleotide messenger RNA. The record is from the annotation of a GenBank genome assembly. NCBI's taxonomy places the organism in Eukaryota, Viridiplantae, Streptophyta, Zygnematophyceae, Desmidiales, Closteriaceae.